Molecule: messenger RNA, 935 nt
Organism: Archocentrus centrarchus (flier cichlid)
Lineage: Eukaryota; Metazoa; Chordata; Actinopteri; Cichliformes; Cichlidae
Gene: tcf15
Product: transcription factor 15
Exons: 2
Coding region: 214-756 (180 amino acids)
Biological process (GO): developmental process; regulation of transcription by RNA polymerase II
Molecular function (GO): DNA-binding transcription factor activity, RNA polymerase II-specific; RNA polymerase II transcription regulatory region sequence-specific DNA binding; protein dimerization activity
Source: RefSeq, a predicted model, not a curated record
GACCAGGUAGUCUGUGUCCAUCCCUGACUAGGCCCUAUGCAAGCGGACUUAUAAGAAAUUGGUGAGCUUCAUUAGAAACGUGCGUUUUCGGAGGUGGUUAUGUGUGGGAAACGUCGUGCCAUAUUGCGAUGUAGGUUGGGACGGUCCCUGAGAGUGUUUUUGGACUGAUUGCGCAGCGGAUCUGGAGUCGGGACUGGUAACUUUUUUUUUUAAAUGAUGACUUUUGCCAUGCUGCGGCCUGUGGCGACGCACAUGAUCUACUCGGACUUCACAGUUACCUCAGAGGACGAUGAAAACCGCAGCGAGAGCGACGGCAGCUCGGAGCAAAGUUACUGUAGCUCCACCGACAAACGAACACGGAUUUCCAGCCAACUGGAAGGAGACUCUGCGGUGAUCAUGAAACAGAGGAGCGCAGCUAACGCCAGGGAGAGAGGCAGGACGCAGAGUGUCAACACCGCUUUCACUGCUCUUCGGACUCUCAUACCCACGGAGCCCGUGGACAGAAAGCUCUCCAAGAUUGAAACUCUUCGACUGGCAUCCAGCUACAUUUCUCAUUUAGCCAACGUGCUUCUAAUUGGAGACGGUGGCGCAGAUGGGCAGCCAUGCCUCGGCGCGGUCUACGCGCAAGGAGAGAGUGGGGCAAAACAGCCGCGGACCAUCUGUACCUUCUGUUUGAGCAACCAGAGAAAAGGGAUCAAAGAUGGAAAAGACUGUUUGAAAAUGAGAGGGCUGGGUCCGCUGCGAAUGAGACGCUGACUGAAGACCAGUGAAUGACUGACAACCUGAAACUCCUCAAAGACUUUCUCAGGGAAGAGUCAAAGCUGGUUUCGGAGAGCGCGCUCAUGUACACGUACACAUGCUGGAUCAAAUAAUGGAACCAAAGAAAGAGAUAUUUAUACUUGACUGGAAAUUUACGCAUAAGCCUUUCAAAGAUG